Messenger RNA from Alligator sinensis (Chinese alligator), 2710 nucleotides. RefSeq names its product solute carrier family 16 member 3 (gene SLC16A3). Gene Ontology annotation, biological process: transmembrane transport; monocarboxylic acid transport. The coding region runs from base 21 to 1442 and encodes 473 amino acids. The transcript is spliced from 4 exons. Gene Ontology annotation, molecular function: monocarboxylic acid transmembrane transporter activity. Lineage: Eukaryota; Metazoa; Chordata; Crocodylia; Alligatoridae. The record is from RefSeq and is a predicted model, not a curated record. Gene Ontology annotation, cellular component: membrane.
GGAACACACAGAGUUUCGCUAUGGGAGCUGUCGUAGUCGACGAUGGUCCAUCUGGCAUCAAAGCCCCUGAUGGGGGCUGGGGCUGGGCUAUUCUCUUUGGCUGUUUUGUCAUCACAGGAUUCUCCUAUGCCUUUCCUAAGGCAGUUAGUGUCUUCUUUAAAGAGCUAAACCGGGAGUUUGGUGUUGGAUACAGUGAUACAGCAUGGAUCUCCUCCAUUCUACUGGCUAUGCUUUAUGGAACAGGCCCCCUGUGCAGCGUGUGUGUCAAUCGGUUUGGCUGUCGUCCCGUCAUGCUCGUUGGGGGCCUCUUUGCUUCGCUAGGGAUGAUAAUGGCUUCUUUCUGCACCAACAUUAUCCAGCUCUAUCUCACUGCAGGCGUUAUCACUGGUUUGGGUCUGGCACUCAACUUCCAGCCAUCGCUUAUCAUGUUAAAUCGAUACUUUGACAAGCGCCGGCCUUUAGCAAAUGGGCUGUCUGCUGCUGGGAGCCCUGUGUUUCUCUGUGCCCUUUCUCCUUUGGGGCAGAUACUACAACAUGAAUAUGGUUGGCGAGGGGGGUUUCUUAUACUGGGUGGGAUGCUGCUCAACUGCUGUGUUUGUGGAGCAUUAAUGAGACCUUUGGAGCCUCCCAAGAAAUCUGAAGUUACCAAAGAAAUUGUUGAGAAAAAAACAAAGAAAAAGCUCCUGGAUUUCAGUGUGUUUAAGGAUACUGGCUUUGUCAUCUACACUGUGGCUGCUUCCAUCAUGGUGCUGGGCCUCUUUGUGCCACCAGUGUUUGUGGUGAGCUAUGCCAAGGACCUGAAAUAUGAAGACACAAAAGCAGCUUUUCUUUUAUCCAUUCUUGGAUUCAUCGAUAUCUUUGCCCGGCCCACCUGUGGAGUGAUUGCUGGUCUCAAGCAGGUCAGACCACGUUGCGUCUACCUCUUUAGCUUUGCUAUGUUUUUUAAUGGUUUUACAGAUCUCAUGGGAUCCAUGGCUGAUGACUAUGCUGGCUUGGUAGUCUUCUGUAUUUUCUUUGGCAUUUCCUAUGGAAUGGUAGGUGCCCUUCAGUUUGAAGUUCUCAUGGCUAUCGUCGGCACUCAGAAAUUUUCCAGCGCCAUUGGCUUGGUGCUUCUGGCCGAAGCAAUGGCUGUCCUAGUCGGCCCACCAUCAGCAGGUAAAAUCUUGGAUGCCACGAACAGGUACAUGUUUGUUUUUAUUACUGCUGGAGUUGAAGUUACGGUCUCAGCCCUCGUGCUGGCUUUAGGAAAUUUCUGCUGUAUUAAGAAAAAAUCAGAAGAGCCUCAAACAAAAGAGGAAGCAGCAGAAAGAGAGGAGCUGAACAAAAUGGAAGACAAACCCCCUGAAGAUGCCAAGGUGGACUCUAUCGAAGUGGAACACUUCCUGAAAGAUGAGCCUGAAAGAAAUGGGGAAGUUGUGACCAACCCAGAAACUUGCGUGUGAGUGUGACAAGAUGAGUGACAAAGCAUUUAGGAAAGAAGCAAAGAAUUUCAACACUAUUUAUUUUAGAAGUAGAACUAGCUUAGGGCUGGGCCAUUUGCUUAGCUGAUCGGAAGCAAACCAGCUCAUAGCACAUUCUGUAGAAACGGGUUUGUUGGGAAGCCUUUUCUCAGAAAACUGUUUCUUUCAGUGAGAAGUGAAGCUUUGUGGUUAUAACUUUUAACAAAACUUAAACAGUCAUUGUAAACACAUGUAGAAGUCCUGCUAUGCAUCACCAGAAAUUUCUCACUUGAAAGAAAAAAAUAUUGUCAUUGAAGAGGAAUGAUGUGUAUGUUUUCUGUCAAUACGGGUGAAAGCGUGUGUUUGUUUGCUACGUGGUGUUCACCUAAAUGCAACUUCCCUUUCUUUGUUCUUUGUCAAAUGUGGAGAGCUUGAGAUGGGGGAAAAAUCUCAGGAACUUAAGGUCUUGGAAACCUCUUACUUUUUUCAGAUAUUUUUAGAUUAAUUGACUCAGCCCUAACUUAAUUUUGAUAAUAUGAAUAACUAUUACUUGGGUUUAUGUAAAUGUAUUUAUGUGAGUUUUGUCUCAACUUGUCAUUUUUGUAACUGUAAUUUUUAUUGGAAAUACUGUACACUGAGGGGCAUCCAGAGAGACAGUGCCCUCAGUGGGACACAGCUACUACUCCCAAAUAGCAACAAAUGAAAAUGAAAAGCAAAGCAGUAUUAAUCAUAACAGACGAGAAGAGAACAAGUUUAGUUUGAUGUCGGUUUUCCGAAGCCUUGCCAGAGACGUUCUGCCAUCGCGGCGUACAGAUAGAUUUUCAAAAGGAACCUAGAGAAUAUAGGUUUGGAUACUAAGGUCACUAAGACUUUUCUAACUGAAAAUUGCCAGCAUGUUUAAAUGUAAGAACUAAAAAUGUGUUCUAGGUCAAACAUAACAGAGAUAUGGGUCUUGGCUAACUUAGAAAGAAGAAAUGGGUGACUUUUAAGCAAGUUACCUAACACACUUUAAUUAAAUGUGGGUUAAAAUAUAUUAGCACCAGUACAGAUAUGUUUUAACACUUUUCCUUGAGCCAGCUAUUCCUCCUUGUUGGAAAGAAUGGCCCCAUAUUUGCCUCAUCUAGAUAGGCUCUUGGAGGCACAUUAGGGUCAGUGAAGGAAAGAUAAUAGUGUUAUUGAUCCCAAGGCCCACAGUGCUCAACAGUGCCCAAACACAGCAGUCAACAACAAUUCCUACUGAACCAAAAGAAAAGUAAAGGCAGAGAAAGGGG